GACACUGACAUCGUUAGAUUUAUAUGGCGCAAUCAUUUUACCCGGUUGCACGAUUUUGCUUGCUUGUAUCGUUACAUUAAUCUGUCAAUAAAAAUUUUGUAUUUAUAAUCGAUAAUAAAUAUAAAAAAAGUGUGUUCGGUUCUAUAGUGUUACUUCUUUAUAAUAUUAAUUGAAAGAUAUUAUCUCUAAACAAUUAUAAGAAAUCAUAUUUCGUUUUAAAAUAUAAUCUGUACUCCAAACUAGAGAUAAUUAAUAUAUUUUUAAAAAGUACUUUAUUAUAAUAAAAAAUGGUAGUUAGGCAGUAUCAAGAAGAAUUAAAAUACUUAGAAAAGAUAACUGAAACAUGUUGGAGGAUAAAGAAGGGUUUUCAACCUAAUAUGAAGGUUGAAGGUGUUUUUUAUGUAAAUAACACGUUAGAACGGUUAAUGUUUGAUGAGUUAAAAAAUGCAUGCAGACCAGGAGCAGUGGGUGGGUUUCUCCCAGGUAUGAAACAGAUUGCCAAUGUUGCUGCUCUUCCUGGUAUUGUUUGGAAGUCGGUUGGAUUGCCUGAUGUACAUUCUGGAUAUGGUUUUGCAAUUGGUAACAUGGCAGCAUUUGAUAUGAAUGACCCAAAAUCUAUAGUAUCACCUGGUGGAGUCGGAUUUGACAUAAAUUGUGGAGUACGUCUAUUAAGAACUAACUUGUUCGAAGAAGAUGUUCUACCUGUGAAGGAACAACUUGCCCAGAGCAUGUUUGAUCACAUUCCUGUUGGUGUUGGUUCAAAAGGAAUCAUACCCAUGAACGCACGUGAUUUAGAAGAAGCCUUAGAAAUGGGAAUGGAUUGGUCUCUCAGAGAAGGUUAUAUCUGGGCAGAGGAUAAAGAACAUUGUGAAGAAUAUGGUAGAAUGCUUAAUGCAGAUUCUUCUAAGGUAUCAAUGAGGGCUAAGAAACGUGGGCUUCCACAGCUAGGAACAUUAGGUGCAGGAAACCACUAUGCAGAGAUUCAAGUAGUAGAUCAAAUUUACGACAAAUGGGCAGCAUGUAAAAUGGGUAUUGAAGAAAAGGGUCAAAUUUGUGUGAUGAUUCAUUCUGGUAGCAGAGGAUUUGGACACCAAGUUGCAACUGAUGCACUUGUACAAAUGGAAAAGGCCAUGAAACGAGACAAUAUCGAAACUAACGAUAGGCAGUUAGCUUGCGCUCAUAUAAAAUCUCAAGAAGGUCAAGAUUAUCUAAAAGCUAUGGCUGCAGCUGCCAAUUUUGCAUGGGUCAAUAGGAGCUCUAUGACAUUCCUCAGUCGACAAGCAUUUGCCAAACAGUUCCGACAAUCUCCCGAUGAUUUAGACAUGCAUGUUAUAUAUGAUGUCUCCCAUAAUAUUGCAAAAAUAGAAGAACAUAUGGUCGACGGAAAGCAGAAAACCCUUCUAGUGCAUAGGAAGGGAUCUACAAGAGCAUUUCCACCUCACCAUCCUCUGAUUCCUGUAGACUAUCAAUUAACAGGUCAACCUGUUUUAAUUGGUGGUACUAUGGGAACUUGUAGCUACGUUCUUACUGGAACUGAUCAAGCUAUGAAAGAAACAUUUGGAUCCACGUGUCAUGGAGCAGGUCGAGCUUUAUCUAGAGCCAAGUCACGCAGAAACUUGGACUACACAGAUGUAUUAGAAAAAUUAGAACGACAAGGAAUAUCGAUUAGAGUCGCUUCGCCUAAGUUAGUUAUGGAAGAAGCACCGGAGUCUUACAAAAAUGUGACAGAUGUUGUGGAUACGUGCCAUGCUGCAGGUAUUUCCCGGAAAUGUAUAAAAUUAAGGCCAAUUGCAGUUAUCAAAGGAUAAUUAAACUACACGACAGUCUUAUGCGCAAAUAAAGUUAUAAAUAAAUAUAUUGAAAAUGAUUCUUAAACAUACAGUUCAGUACCAUGCUACAACUGAACACACAAAACGACUUAACAACGCAAAUGUUUUGAUAUUAUAAGCAUUUUCAAGACUAAAACAUUAGAUAACGUGUGUUUUUCUUUCAUAUUUUCAUUUCAAAUACUCUAUCUUUUAAUAAAUUUCUAACGCUUAAAAUUCAA
This is a messenger RNA of Bombus impatiens (common eastern bumble bee), 2047 nucleotides long. It is a transcript of the gene RtcB, whose product is annotated as tRNA-splicing ligase RtcB homolog. Gene Ontology annotation, biological process: tRNA splicing, via endonucleolytic cleavage and ligation. The record is from RefSeq and is a predicted model, not a curated record. Gene Ontology annotation, cellular component: nucleus; tRNA-splicing ligase complex. Gene Ontology annotation, molecular function: RNA ligase (ATP) activity. The transcript has 7 exons. Lineage: Eukaryota; Metazoa; Arthropoda; Insecta; Hymenoptera; Apidae. The coding region runs from base 288 to 1808 and encodes 506 amino acids.